CUUCACUUGGAAACGCGGCAUGUUCAAGCUCUAACUGUACGGUGCAAAGUCGUCAUAUCAGUUAACAAAAUGGAGAGUGUUGUGAGUCGUUGUGUCUGGUUGGUCACCAUACUUGCACUCUUACACGGCCAAGCUCAAGGUCAACUCACACCUAUUGCGCCAGGUUGCAGUGGGAUAUCUAGAGUUUACAAAAUGGAGAGUGUGGUGAGUCGUUGUGUCUGGUUGGUCACCAUACUUGCACUCUUACACGGCCAAGCUCAAGGUCAACUCACACCUAUUGCGCCAGGUUGCAGUGGGAUAUCUAGAGGUACACACUUCAUCGUUGGCUUUACUGAUAACUUCCAAGACACGGACUUAUCAAGCAGAGAGCUAUUCAUUUUAGUGGUUGCAUUCAAUAAUCAGCAAACCACAAGUGUGACCAUAAGCAGUAAACAUCCAGUUGGUGGCAAGCCCUUCACAGAAACCUUUGAUGUAGAUCAAAGUGGAUUUAAACAAGUGCGGGUGCCUGUAGAACUGACAAUGGCUGACACUGAAAGAAGCUUCAAAACCAUCGAUAUAUCUGCGACAAACGAGGUCUCUGCAUACGGUUUAAUGUAUCAGGACUUUACAACGGACGCCUUCCUCGGUAUUCCAACGAACAAUCUUGGUAUGCAGUACGUAGUGGUAACGCCAACAGGUGACCGUCCUGGCCAUUUUGCCAUCAUUGGAACUGACACAGACUCCACCAACGUUCAAGUGACAAUGCAAGGAACUGCAACAUUUGAAGGAAGGUCAUACAGCCGAGGUGACAUUCUGAGUUUUACGUUAAGUUACCAAGAAGCCGUGCAGAUACAAAGUGCGGAUGACUUAACCGGGAGCAUCAUUCAAGCUGACAAACCAGUUGCAGUGUUCAGUGGCAGCGAAUGUGAAAACAACCCUGGCUCUUAUUGCGAUACGCUAACGGAGCAGCUGGUACCCGUUAAGAGUUGGGGGCAGGAGCACAUUUACACCGCAUCCCGAUCUACAGACACCAACCAAUACUACAUUGUUUCCUACUUUCCAGGAACUAAUGUUUCAAUCCCGGGUCUUGGGACUCUAACAUUAAAUGCAGGAGACUCAUGGGAAGGAAUUCUACCUGGCUCUGGUUUAGUUACCUCAACCAGGCCGAUUCUGAUGAUGCAGCAACUAGCGACAAUUAACGGCGUUCCUGUCGAUCCUUCCCUGAUACAGGUACCGGCUGUAGAGCAGUUUGGGUCUAGGUUUGGGUUUACGACGCCUCCUUAUUCUGGAGGUAAUGAAGAGGGUUUCUUUAAUUUCAUCACCAUUGUCGUGAAAAGAGAUGCACGUCAAACUGUCUACCUGAACGACGCCCCAAUCAGCGUUACUGACGGCAUCCUACCCAUAGAUGAGCACGAUGUUCCUGAAUCUGACUACAUCUCAAUUACUAUCCAAGUACCUAGAGGGGAAGGCGUUUAUUACGUAGACAGUCAGUCGUCACCAGUGUCUGUUAUUGUAUAUGGUUUCGAGUAUGCUGAGACAUACGGUUACGCUGCAGGUUUGUCCCUGAAUAGUAACAAGCAGCAUCUGAGUUUCACACCAUACUUCCUGAGGGAGCUUGGUAGAGAAAGGUUCAGUAUCACUGUACCUUGCGUCCAAGGAAGUAACGAUGUUAGUAAUGAUCGAAAGUGCAAAUUCUCUACAGGUGUUGGAGAUGUUGUGGUUGAUGGUGUUCGAACCGGCAGCUAUACUCUUGAAUGCAUUACCCCUGCCUUCUACAAGAAUGGUCUGACAGCAGUCUAUGUAUCCCUAGAUGGUGGUAGCACCUUCCCAUACUCUGGUGUCGUUUAUAUUCCAUCAGAAGAAGACCUUCCACCACUCGUUACUGUCCAGCAGAUGAACCAAGAAGCCAGUAGCCGUGUCGUUGAUCUCAACUCAGCUGACCCAAUCUUAAUUUCCUGGGAUCGCACAUUAGUCGGGGAUGACGUUUCCCAAGUAACGGUGAUGGUUCGAGUUUCAAGUUACAACACUGAUGGGUUUCCAGUUCUAAUGGAAGGAGUUGCUGUGAAAAGUAAUGUUGUCAACAAUGGCACUCUUCAUAUUCCUGGCCUGGACUUGAAAACAGUAAUCAAUCCCACAAGUGACGAACCUUCUCUUGUAGCGUUUUAUGUCACUCAAUACAAACAGCGGCGUCGAAGGGACAACGUUUACGCUCUAAGAAUCUAUUCUGGGUUAAUGCACGUAAUCAAAUCAGUUGCAAAUAUCCCAUGUUCAGUUUUCAGUCGUCAGUUGGAUGAUGUUGCUUCUGGCUUAGAUCCAUGCCCCUGUACUUCAAAUCAAGCAAAUGUGAAUUCGCUAAACUUUGUGGAAGCAAACUUCUUCAAUUCCUUUUUCCACCCCGGGGCGAAGAACUGCUUUAGGUCGACCACAUCCUCGUCAACAGGUUCAGGUCAGCAGUGUUGCUAUGGUGAUAAUGGAGACAUCCUGGUCGGCUCCCCUGGAGGAGGAACAGCCGAUAGAUUCGCACCUGGGGAUCAUUUCUGGCUCCAUCAAUGGUAUGACGUCUUGCCAUGGCUCGGAUGCUGCAAACUGUCCGACAACUGUGAGGCGUAUUACGACAAACGACCAUCAGAUGAUUGCUCUGAGUACGUCCCUCCUCGACCUGCUGGAGGUACCGGAGACCCUCAUAUCACGAGUCUCGACGGGAAGAGGUUCACCUUCAACGGAGCUGGAGAGUUCCUGAUGGCUUCAUCGGUUCUUCAUAACCUGACCUUCCAAGCCCGUAUGGAAGUCUACCGAGAUACCAAAGCAUCAGUGUAUACUGCAGUCGUCAUUCAGACCAACGAUUCCGCGAAGGUGCAGGUGCAGAGGUCCAACAUGAACCAGACCAUGAUCCUUGUAGAUGGUGAAACGAUACUCAAGGAUUCCAGCCCAAUUCCAGUUCAAUACCACACGGGCCUUCGAAUCAGCUUCAAUCGAGACUUAUCAGAGAUCAAAAUCGCUUUGAAAUCUGGUGUUGCUGUCAUCGUUUACGUCAAACCAGAAGUGAUGUCUUUUAUUGCUCAACUGGACACAAAGUUCAAAGGUCAAGUUAAUGGGCUGAUGGGUAAUAUGAAUGAAGACCCGGAUGACGAUUUACAAUAUCUGAAUGGCUCUUCAUUAAACACUAAUGCAUCGCUGUAUGAGAUUCAUGAAUUAGGGUUGGAGUGGUUAGUUGCCGAGGAAGACUCCAUUUUCACCUACAUUUCCCCUUACGACUACAAAACGUACCUAUUCCCUAAAUUCUCCCCAAAUCUCGUCACUCCUGAUCCAAAUCUAAUCAGUCAAGAAAUCAAGGACCUCUGUGGGGAGUCAUUUGAAUGCAUUUUCGACGCCAUGACGACUGGUAGCCUGUCGUUUGCCAACGAAACCCUCCUGGUAACCGGUAUCUUAGAGACUAUACAGUUGAUGUCCUCCAUUAAAAUUGUCACUUGUGGAUUUCCGGGGAAAGUAGAGAAUGGGAAAAUAAAUGGGUCAGUUUACUUGGAGAAUUCCACCCUAAGGGUCAGCUGUGACGGAGGGUUUUACCAACAGGGGUCUGCCUCACUCUGGUGUCAGGGUGAUGGUCAAUGGUCUUCCGAUCUGCCUGUGUGUGUUGCAGAACCAAUCAAGGUCGCAGUUGUUUUACUCAUUGCUCUCGCUAGUUGUACUGCUACCGUCAUGGCUGUUUUGUUGAUAUGGGCCAUUCUUCACGUAAAAAAAACAUGUAAGCCUACCCAGGUCGAAUGCGAACUUUACAAAAUGAAGAGCGUGGUGAGUCGUUGUGUCUGGUUGGUCACCAUACUUGCACUCUUACACGGCCAAGCUCAAGGUCAACUCACACCUAUUGCGCCAGGUUGCAGUGGGAUAUCUACAGGUACACACUUCAUCGUUGGCUUUACUGAUAACGCCCAAGCAAAAUACACAAGCAGAAAGCUGUUUAUUUUUGUGGUUCCCUCCAACAAUCAGCAAACCACACGUGUAACCAUAAGCAGUAAACAUCAAGUUGGUGGCAGGCCCUUCACAAAAACCUUUGAUGUAGAUAAAAAGGGAUUUAAGCAAGUGAGAGUGCCAGUGGAACUGACAAUGACUGGCACUGAAAGAAGCUUCAAAUCCAUCGAUAUAUCUGCGACAAACGAGGUCUCUGCAUACGGUUUAAUGUAUCACGAUCAUUCAACGGACGCCUUUCUAGGUAUUCCAACGAACAGUCUUGGUAUGCAGUACGUUGUGGUAACGCCAACAGGUACCCGUCCUGGCCAUUUUGCCAUCAUUGGAACUGACACAGACUCCACCAACGUUCAAGUGACAAUGCAAGGAACUGCAACAUUUGAAGGAAGGUCAUACAGCCGAGGUGACAUGCUGAGUUUUACGUUAAGUUACCAAGAAGCCGUGCAGAUCCAAAGUGCGGAUGACUUAACCGGGAGCAUCAUUCAAGCUGACAAACCAGUUGCAGUGUUCAGUGGCAGCGAAUGUGAAAGAAACCUUGACAUGCAACCUGCAUGUGAUACUCUAACGGAGCAGCUGGUACCCGUUAAGAGUUGGGGGCAGGAGCACAUUUACACCGCAUCCCGAUCUACAGACACCAACCAAUACUACAUUGUUUCCUACUUUCCAGGAACUAAUGUUUCAAUCCCGGGUCUUGGGACUCUAACAUUAAAUGCAGGAGACUCAUGGGAAGGAAUUCUACCUGGCUCUGGUUUAGUUACCUCAACCAGGCCGAUUCUGAUGAUGCAGCAACUAGCGACAAUUAACGGCGUUCCUGUCGAUCCUUCCCUGAUACAGGUACCGGCUGUAGAGCAGUUUGGGUCUAGGUUUGGGUUUACGACGCCUCCUUAUUCUGGAGGUAAUGAAGAGGGUUUCUUUAAUUUCAUCACCAUUGUCGUGAAAAGAGAUGCACGUCAAACUGUCUACCUGAACGACGCCCCAAUCAGCGUUACUGACGGCAUCCUAUCCAUAGAUGAGCACGAUGUUCCUGAAUCUGACUACAUCUCAAUUACUAUCCAAGUACCUAGAGGGGAAGGCGUUUAUUACGUAGACAGUCAGUCGUCACCAGUGUCUGUUAUUGUAUAUGGUUACGAGUAUGCUGAGACAUACGGUUACGCUGCAGGUUUGUCCCUGAAUAGUAACAAGCAGCAUCUGAGUUUCACACCAUUCUUCCUGAGGGAGCUUGGUGGAGAAAGGUUCAGUAUCACUGUACCAUGCACCCCAGAAAUUAAUGAUGUUAAUGUUGAUCGAAAGUGCAAAUUCUCUACAGGUGUUGGAGAUGUUGUGGUUGAUGGUGUUCGAACCGGCAGCUAUACUCUAGAAUGCAUUACCCCUACCUUCUACAAGAAUGGUCUGACAGCAGUCUAUGUGUCCCUAGAUGGUGGUAGCACCUUCCCAUACUCUGGUGUCGUCUAUAUUCCAUCAGAAGAAGACCUUCCACCACUCGUAACUGUCCAGCAGAUGACCCAAGAAGCCGGUAGCCGUGUCAUUGAUCUCAACUCAGCUGACCCGAUCUUAAUUUCCUGGGAUCGCACAUUAGUCGGGGAUGACGUUUCCCAAGUAACGGUGAUGGUUCGAGUUUCAAGUUACAACACUAAUGGGUUUCCAGUUCUAAUAGAAGGAGUUGCUGUGAAAAGUAAUGUUGUCAAUGAUGGCACUCUUUAUAUUCUUGGCCAGGACUUGAAAACAGUUUUCAAGUCCACAAGUGACGGACCUUCUCUGGUAGCGUUUUAUGUCACUCAAUACAAACAGCGGCGUCGAAGGGACAAUGUUUACGCUCUAAGAAUCUAUUCUGGGUUAAUGCUCGUUAUCAAUUCAGUUUUGAAUAUCCCAUGUUCAGUUUUCAGUCGUCAGUUGGAUAAUGUUGCUUCUGGCUUAGAUCCAUGCCCCUGUACUUCAAAUCAAGCAAAUGUGAAUUCUGUAGGCUUUGUGAAAGCAAACUUCUUCAAUUCUUUUUUCCACCCCGGGGCGAAAAAUUGCUUUAGGUCGACCACAUCCUCGUCAAUAGGUUCAGGUCAGCAGUGUUGCUAUGAUGAUAACGGAGACAUCCUGGUUGGCUCCCCUGGAGGAGGAACAGCCGAUAGAUACGCACCUGGAGAUCAUUUCUGGUUCCAUCAAUGGUAUGACGUCUUGCCAUGGCUCGGAUGCUGCAAACUGUCCGACAACUGUGAGGCGUAUUACGACAAACGACCAUCAGAUGACUGCUCUGAGUACGUCCCUCCUCGACCUGCUGGAGGUACAGGAGACCCUCAUAUCACGAGUCUCGACGGGAAGAGGUUCACCUUCAACGGAGCUGGAGAGUUCCUGAUGGCUUCAUCGACUCUUCAUAACCUGACAUUCCAAGCCCGUAUGGAGGUCUACCGAGAUACCAACGCGUCAGUGUAUACUGCAGUCGUCAUUCAGACCAACGAUUCCGCGAAGGUGCAGGUGCAGAGGUCCAACAUGAACCAGACCAUGAUCCUUGUAGAUGGUGAGAUGAUACUCCUGGCUUCCAGCCCGAUUCCAGUUCAAUACCACAAGGGGCUUCGAAUCAGCUUCAAUCGAGACUUCUCAGAGAUCAAAAUCGCUUUGAAAUCUGGUGUUGCUCUCAUCGUUUACGUCAAACCAGAAGUGAUGUCUUUUAUUGCUCAACUGGACACAAAGUUCAAAGGUCAAGUUAAUGGGCUGAUGGGUAACAUGAAUGAAAACCCGGAUGACGAUUUACAAUAUCUGAAUAGCUCUUCAUUAAACACUAAUGCAUCGAUGUAUGAGGUUCACGAAUUAGGGUUGGAAUGGUUACUUGCCGAGGAAGACUCCAUUUUUAAAUACAUUUCCCCUUACGACUACAAAACGUACCUAUUCCCUGAAUUCUCCCCAAAUCUCGUCACUCCUGAUCCAAAUCUCAUCAGUCAAGAAAUCAAGGACCUCUGUGGGGAGUCAUUUGAAUGCAUUUUCGACGCCAUGACGACUGGUAGCCUGUCGUUUGCCAACGAAACCCUCCUGGUAACCGGUAUCUUGGAGACUAUACAGAUAUACUCCAUUAAAAUUGUCAGUUGUGGAUUUCCGGGGAAAGUAGAGAAUGGGAAAAUAAAUGGGUCAGUUUACUUGGAGAAUUCCACCCUUAGGGUCAGCUGUGACGGAGGGUUUUACCAACAGGGGUCUGCCUCACUCUGGUGUCAGGGUGAUGGUCAAUGGUCUUCCGCUCUGCCCUUGUGUGUUGAAGAGUCAAAACAGAUCAAUGUCGUUGUUGUUUUACUCAUUGCUCUCGCUGGUUUUACUGUUACCGUAUUGAUGAUAUGGGCUCUUUGUCCAAUCAAGGAAAAAUAAUAAUCCUGCUUAGCCUAAUUAAGGGCACGGGACCUCAUUGUUAGCAUAAACUGAUUGGUAAUGAGCAAUGGUGAGCUGUUGAAUUAAACGUAGUAUUCGAGAUUUGUCCUCAAUAAAAUAAUUGCAUCUGAAAACACACACAGUUGUGCAUAAAAGGGGCUUUUUCUUUCAUUAUUUUCUGGCAAC
Asterias rubens (European starfish) is the source of this 7470-nucleotide messenger RNA. RefSeq lists its product as uncharacterized. The record is from RefSeq and is a predicted model, not a curated record. The transcript has 4 exons. Lineage: Eukaryota; Metazoa; Echinodermata; Asteroidea; Forcipulatida; Asteriidae. Bases 70 to 7284 code for a protein of 2404 amino acids.